AUGUAUUCUUUACUAUUAUUAUUGCCCUUGGUCUCUCCGCUGGUCAAAUCCGCUGCAAUUCGCUCUGUAGAUUUGGCUGGCUAUGUCUUGACCGAUACGGGAACGAUCAAUGGCGGAAACACGUUCCCAGGCGUUUCCCGUCCUCUGGGCAUGGUCAAGCUCGGUCCUGAUCUCUAUUCGGGCACCGAUGCCUACUCUGGCUAUCUGCCGAAUGGCAACUUUACGGGCUUCACCAUGCUCCAUGAGAGCGGCACCGGAGGCGCUCCGAAAUACGGCGUCGUCUCCCAGAUGCCUGUCCUUGGAGCCGUGCAGAACCCUUUAAGCGAUGCCAUCAACGACACCCGUGCCGCGCCUGAUGUCACGGAGAUUGGGUACUACAAAGCAAGCCUUGGCUCCGGAACUGUCUUGGAGAUGGCGGCCACCAACAAGGCCGGCAUGUUUCAGUAUACCUUCCCUACCAAUGGCCUAGCUCGCAAUGUCCUUGUUGACGUCUCCCACGUUUUGUCGUCCUACCGUGGACAGGGCCUGGAACAGCACUUCCUGGGAGGCAGCAUCAAUGUUCACAAUGACACCAAGGCCGGAUAUUAUUACUAUACUGGCAAUGGAACCUAUGAUAAUGGAUGGAACAGAGCUGCCCCCUGGACAGUCCAUUUCUGUGGCUACUUUGAUUCGCCAGCUACGUACAAGACCUUUCUUGGAGCGGACCGAACCUCGGCCAAUCUGGUCGAGUAUGGUCAAAAGACCAGCUACAGCUCCACGACCGCCAGACUCGGCGCCGUUUUCAGUUUUUGGAAGAGCUCUGUGACCUCCCGGGUUGGCGUUUCGUUCGUGUCCGAGGCGCAAGCCUGUGCCAAUGUCAAGGCUGAGAUUCCCCUCGGAACGUCUCUUGCGACGGUUCGCCAGGGAACGCGAGAUGCGUGGAACUCGCAAGUCUUGCAAAAGGUGACAACCAGUGAAACCAACGUCACCAAGCUCAACCAGCUCUAUACCGCCUUGUAUUUCAUGCAUCUAUUGCCGACGAACAAGACGGGCGAGAACCCUCUGUGGCAAUCCCAGGAGCCCUACUACGAUGAUAUCUUUACCUUCUGGGAUACACAUCGCUGCACAACCCCUUUGCUCCACAUCCUCCAGCCCAACUAUCAUGAGGAGCUCAUAAGAUCCAUGAUCGACAUCUAUCGUCACGAAGGCUACGUGUCAGAUGCGCGCUCUUCCUUCUUCAACGGCGCGGUCCAGGGCGGCUCCAACUGCGACAACGUGUUUGCGGAUGCCUUCGUCAAGGGUGUGCGUGGCAAGGUCGACUGGGAGGGUGCCUACGCCGCCAUGGUCAAGAAUGCUGAAGUCGCUCCGCCGAACAACAAUGAUCCGCGAGACCGCACCAGCUCGACCAAGGAGGGACGAGGUGCCCUGCCAGACUGGCUCAAAUACGGCUACAUUACUCCUACGUAUGGACGAUCUGUGAGCCGUGCUGUUGAAUACUCGGUAAACGACUUUGCGGUGGCCACCGUCGCCAACGGUCUCGGUCUGCAGAACGACUUCCAAAAGUACCUCAACAGAUCUCACAACUGGCGCAACCACUGGAACACCAACAUGACGGCUCUCGGCUUCUCGGGCUUCCUCGGCCCACGCAACGCCAACGGCUUCCUCGCCCAGGACCCCCUUUCCUGCGGCGGCUGCUACUGGGCAGACUACUACUACCAAGCCCUUCCCUGGGAGUACUCGUUCAACGCCCACCACGACCUCGACACCAUCAUCAAGUACUCGGGCGGCGCGGACACCUUUGUCAAGCGCCUAGAAAUGACCUUCCAGCCCGGCGUCUACUCGGGCAACGGCGCCUUUGGCAACACAAUCUUCAACCCGGGCAACGAACCCAGCUUCACGACCCCUUACCUGUACAACUUUGUCAACAGGCAGGACCUCGCCGUCCAGCGCAGCCGCUUCAUCGCCAAAUCGUACUACAAGCCCACGCCCGGCGGCCUCCCCGGCAACAGCGAUGCCGGCGCCAUGGAGUCGUGGCUCCUCUGGAACAUGAUUGGCCUGUACCCCAUGACGGGGCAGACCACCUUUCUCAUCGGCUCGCCCUGGUUCAAGGACCUGACCAUUUCGCUGGGCGGCGGCGGCAAGACGCUCAGCAUCACGACUUCGGGCGGCAGCGAGGACGCGUACUAUGUGCAGUCGCUCAAAGUUAAUGGCGAGGCCUGGGACAAGAGCUGGGUCAGCUGGUACGAUGUCUUUGCGGAGGGGGGUAGCUUGGAUUUCGUGCUGGGUGCGGAGCCCAAGAAUUGGACGACGGGGGCCACGCCGCCGAGUCCAGGGAGUGUGAGUGUUGAUGAUGCGAGGAGGAUGUUGACGGCUAUGUACAAGGGGAGCGUGUCGGAGUUGUAG
Messenger RNA from Trichoderma reesei QM6a, 2382 nucleotides. Its product is annotated as glycoside hydrolase family 92. The record is from RefSeq and is a predicted model, not a curated record. Bases 1 to 2382 code for a protein of 793 amino acids. Gene Ontology annotation, cellular component: cytosol; nucleus. The transcript is spliced from 5 exons. Gene Ontology annotation, biological process: protein quality control for misfolded or incompletely synthesized proteins; protein deglycosylation; carbohydrate metabolic process. Gene Ontology annotation, molecular function: peptide-N4-(N-acetyl-beta-glucosaminyl)asparagine amidase activity; carbohydrate binding. Lineage: Eukaryota; Fungi; Ascomycota; Sordariomycetes; Hypocreales; Hypocreaceae.